Eremomyces bilateralis CBS 781.70 is the source of this 2355-nucleotide messenger RNA. Its product is annotated as DEAD-domain-containing protein. Gene Ontology annotation, molecular function: RNA binding; RNA helicase activity; ATP binding. The transcript has 3 exons. NCBI's taxonomy places the organism in Eukaryota, Fungi, Ascomycota, Dothideomycetes, Eremomycetales, Eremomycetaceae. The record is from RefSeq and is a predicted model, not a curated record. Gene Ontology annotation, cellular component: catalytic step 2 spliceosome. Gene Ontology annotation, biological process: mRNA splicing, via spliceosome. Bases 76 to 2349 code for a protein of 757 amino acids.
CUGUCCCACCUCUGAUCACUUUGACCUACUUCAAUAUAUCUACAUCUCUUCUAUAUCAGAGUUGUGCAGGUCACCAUGUCUCUCCCUCCGCCCCCUCCUGAACCGUCCAGCGUGCCACCUCCCCCGUCCGACAUUCCGCCACCCCCAGCUCCCCCGGAAGUCAAACCCCCAGCGAAGAAAGGAUGGGGAAAUACGAAGAAGCAGCCCAUCAGCGUGGAAGACCUCUUGAGGAAGAAGAGAGAGGCGGAUGAAGCAGCGGCGAAGCCGAAAUUCAUGUCCAAAGCGAAGCGUGAGAAAUUGGCCCUGGAGAGAUUGGCCAAAGAAAGAGAGGAGCAACAGCGACGGCGAGAAUCGAGCCAGAAUGGAAAUGGAAAUGGAAAUGGAUCUCAGCCCGCCAUUGCGCCUCCGUCCAACGAUAGGGAAUCCGUAACCCGACGACCAAACAGAAUGGCACCACCAUCAAUACCCACCGGUCCUCGAGCCUUGCGCCACGGCGAAGUCCCUACCGGACCCGCAGCGAUGCGCGGUAGCCAGUCGAACCGUAGCGCCGAGUCCGCGCCAGCACAGAAUGGCGCGUCUUCCGGGAAGGGCGACAAGAGGCUGGUGCCGGAGGAUGCGGAAGUGCAGAUCAUCCGGCAGAGGUACAUGGGAGCCGACCAGAAUACAUCGACAUUUUCAGCCAAGAAGAAGCGGAAGCGAACCACGGAGAAGAAGUUCAAUUUCGAGUGGAACGCGAACGAGGAUACCAGCCGAGACUACAAUCCCAUCUACGAGACGAAGGCGGAUGUCAACUUCUUCGGCCGAGGACACGGGGGCGGCAUCUCCGAUGAUACGGACGAGGCGGUUCAACGAUACGCGCAAGCCGUGGCGGACCUUGAUCCCGAGGCAGGGAGUGCCCGAGCGCAGCAAAUAUUGGAGAUGGAACGCCGACGAAAGGAGGAGAGCAGCCGCAGUUCGUUGGACAAGCACUGGAGUGAGAAGAAGUUGGAGCACAUGCGGGAACGAGACUGGAGGAUAUUCAAGGAGGACUUCAACAUCAGCACGAAAGGCGGCUCCAUACCCAAUCCGAUGCGGUCAUGGAAGGAAUCCGGCCUCCCCAAACGACUUCUCGAUAUCGUCGAACAAGUCGGCUAUAGCGAGCCGAGUGCUGUCCAGCGGGCCUGUAUCCCGAUCGCCCUCCAAGCCCGCGAUCUCAUCGGCGUGGCCGUGACCGGGUCCGGUAAAACCGCCGCGUUCCUGCUCCCCCUCCUAGUAUACAUCGCGGAGCUCCCGGAGCUCAACGAAUUCAACAAGAACGACGGACCGUACGCGAUCAUCCUCGCACCCACCCGCGAACUGGCGCAGCAGAUCGAAACCGAGGCGAAGAAGUUCGCCACACCGCUGGGUUUCACCUGCGUCAGUAUUGUCGGUGGACAUUCCAUCGAGGAGCAGUCGUACAACCUCCGCAACGGCGCAGAGAUCAUCAUCGCGACGCCUGGCCGGUUGCUGGACUGCAUCGAGCGGCGGGUGCUCGUGCUCGGCCAAUGCUGCUACGUCAUUAUGGACGAAGCGGACCGCAUGAUCGACCUCGGUUUCGAGGAGCCGGUCAACAAGAUCCUCGACGCGCUGCCCGUACAGAACGAGAAGCCAGACACAGACGACGCGGAGGACGCCCGCGCGAUGACCACCCACAUCGCCGGCCGCGACACCCGCUACCGUGAGACCAUGAUGUACACCGCCACGAUGCCCAGCGCGGUCGAGCGCAUCGCGCGGAAAUACCUCCGCCGCCCCGCCAUCAUCACCAUCGGCAACGUCGGGGAGGCCGUCGAGACUGUCGAGCAGCGCGUGGAGUUCGUCGCGGGGGAGGACCGCCGCAAGAAGCGCCUGCAGGAGAUCCUCUCGUCGCGGCAGUUCGCGCCGCCCAUCAUCGUCUUCGUCAACAUCAAGCGCAACUGCGACGCCGUGGCCCGCGACCUCAAGCACAUGGGCUUCAACGCCGUUACACUGCACGGCAGCAAGACGCAGGAUCAGCGAGAGGCCGCGUUGGCGCAGCUGCGCAGCGGGACGGCGGACGUGUUGGUGGCGACGGAUCUGGCGGGGCGAGGGAUCGAUGUGCCGGAUGUGAGCUUGGUGGUGAACUUCAACAUGGCAAUGAACAUCGAGGGGUACACGCAUCGAGUGGGGCGGACGGGUCGGGCGGGGAAGAGCGGCGUGGCUAUUACAUUCUUGGGGAACGAGGAUGCCGAUGUCAUGUACGACCUCAAGCAGAUGCUCAUGAAGUCCAGCAUCUCUCGCGUCCCCGAGGAGCUGCGGAAGCACGAGGCCGCGCAACAGAAGCCGACACGAGGGACUCACAAGAAGAUCGAAUAAGGUUCU